This is a messenger RNA of Closterium sp. Naga37s-1, 459 nucleotides long. The record is from the annotation of a GenBank genome assembly. Lineage: Eukaryota; Viridiplantae; Streptophyta; Zygnematophyceae; Desmidiales; Closteriaceae.
AUGGAAUGGUCGCCUGGCCACGUCUGGUCGGCGCAAACUGUGUUGCCUGCCGGGUCACGGAUCGAGUUCAAGAUCAUCAUGGUGACAGAAAAUGGAGAUAUCGUGUGGCAACCAGGCCCGAAUAAGACAGCCGUGGUCUCCAACGCCAAGGUGAAGCAGCUUCUUCACCUCCCCUGGGACAACGAGGACCUUCCGCCUCUUCCGCGGACGGCGGACGUUGGCGCAGUGAAGGCAGGCGCGGUAGCGCUUGCUCCGGAGUUUCAAGAAGCGGAGCUCGCGAGCGGGAAUCCAUCAUUGAAGGGCACCAAGCAAGCAGGGCAAGCCCCUAAGAAGAAACCCGUCUCGCCAACUGCUCGAGUGCUGCAGGCAGAUGCAGCAUGGGGGCAGCGCGUGUGGGGUUCGCUAAUUUCCUCUUGGGGACGCCAAUCGCUGAUGGACGAGGAGACGGACCGGAAUUAG